ACUUAUGUACGUGCAGAUAUUUACAUAUUAUUCCCGUAGCAUUAACUUGGAUCAGUUUCAUCUAUCUCAAUUUUUUCCAUUUAUCUUGCCAUAAGUCGCGUAAAACUUGUGAUAAGUAAGUACAAACUCAUGGCUGAAUCGAAUCCACCACCUCGUUACGUCGCAAAUAAGUCCUCCUGGGGAGUGACGGGGUUCGAACCGGGUAAAACUGUCAUCCUGUCGACACCUCUGAAUUUGAAGUUGACAAAGGAACAGGCCGAAUUAGCUGUGCGAGGAUUCAUCCCAGAAGCGAUGGAGGACAAAUGGUUCAUAUAUUUCGAUCCGGACGAUGACGCCUUCUACUUUCACCGGAGUUGGACUGGUUUUCUUGUCUACAAGGUUACUGCACAGCGUUCAGAUGAUGAGGGUAUGCUUUUAACGCACAUUGAGACACAUCGGGACGCAAAUGACGGGUACAGGGUGAGUUCUGAGUAUCGAGAUAAGGAAGCGUUUGAAAUGGUGAGAAGUUUAAUUGGAUAUAAAUUACUUAAUGAUUGCCCCAACUUUGUGUGCGAAGAAUGGCUUGCCUCCUUUGAAGAAAUUAAGACUAAAAAGAAAAUGUCCAUAUUUAAAUGUUUUAGAUAAGUAAAAUAUUUGAAUAAAUUAAAUGAUGA
Folsomia candida is the source of this 653-nucleotide messenger RNA. RefSeq lists its product as uncharacterized. The transcript is spliced from 2 exons. The record is from RefSeq and is a predicted model, not a curated record. Lineage: Eukaryota; Metazoa; Arthropoda; Collembola; Entomobryomorpha; Isotomidae. Bases 130 to 624 code for a protein of 164 amino acids.